Messenger RNA from Plasmodium gonderi, 489 nucleotides. RefSeq lists its product as hypothetical. Bases 1 to 489 code for a protein of 162 amino acids. The transcript has a single exon. The record is from RefSeq and is a predicted model, not a curated record. NCBI's taxonomy places the organism in Eukaryota, Apicomplexa, Aconoidasida, Haemosporida, Plasmodiidae.
AUGAAACUUGUUUCAGCGUCCUCAUGUGCUCUAUACAAAAUGCUAUUAUUUGUCCUGCUGGUUAGUACUGUACUGGGGGAAAAUCAUUCGCAAAAUCAAGAUUUCACUGAAACAGAAAAUGCAGCUAAGGCAAUUAGGAAGUUAUUAAAUGGUGAAGUAGACACUAUCAAACUAGAAAAUGGAAAUCAACUGAAAAUAAGAUCCAGCGAAGAAAAGUAUGGUGAUUAUAACGGAAUUAAUGAUAAAACUAAUUAUUCAUUUGUAAGCAACUCUGAAGAAGAAAGCAUUCAAGCAGACUUGUUAGGAAAAAAAGAAUCCAAAGAAGUAAAAAGCAAAAUAAUUCAAGAUCAAGAGGAUUUCUACAUAUUGGAUGACGAAAGCAUUGAAAGCGUAGCAAAAAAAUUUACCAUGGAACAUGGAUUUCAUGAAUCUAAAAUUGAUUCAUUUACACAAAGUCUUAAGGGUAUAAUUAAAUCACUGAAUAAUUAA